Messenger RNA from Microplitis demolitor, 1329 nucleotides. Its product is annotated as histone H3. Gene Ontology annotation, cellular component: nucleosome. The record is from RefSeq and is a predicted model, not a curated record. Gene Ontology annotation, molecular function: structural constituent of chromatin; protein heterodimerization activity; DNA binding. NCBI's taxonomy places the organism in Eukaryota, Metazoa, Arthropoda, Insecta, Hymenoptera, Braconidae. The transcript has a single exon. The coding region runs from base 40 to 450 and encodes 136 amino acids.
ACGUAUUACUACGUUUGUUCGGAGAUUAACUAGCAUACUAUGGCUCGUACUAAGCAAACUGCUCGUAAGUCAACUGGUGGAAAAGCUCCACGUAAACAACUGGCUACCAAGGCUGCCCGUAAAAGCGCGCCAGCCACCGGUGGAGUCAAGAAGCCACAUCGUUACCGUCCUGGAACAGUCGCUCUCCGUGAGAUCCGUCGUUACCAGAAAAGCACUGAGCUCCUCAUCCGUAAAUUACCAUUCCAACGUCUGGUUCGUGAAAUCGCUCAGGACUUCAAAACUGAUCUCCGAUUCCAGAGCUCAGCUGUGAUGGCCCUCCAAGAAGCCAGCGAAGCCUACCUCGUUGGUCUUUUUGAAGACACCAACCUCUGUGCCAUUCACGCCAAACGUGUUACCAUCAUGCCCAAGGACAUCCAAUUGGCUCGUCGUAUCCGAGGAGAACGUGCUUAAGUUAUUUUAACAUCAAAAACCAAUAAACCAAACGGCCCUUUUCAGGGCCAUCAAAUUUUUCAUACGAAGAAAAUUCACUCAGUAAAUUAUUUAUUUUUUACAGAUAUUUAAUUACAUUUUAUUUUAAAUCACAUUAUCACAAUACUAAUCUAAAAUUUAUUGAAUGUAGCAUCCUACAUAUAUUAAUUCCAUUUUUAUGAAUUUAUUAAUUUAUAACAUUCCUUAAACCUAGAAAGAUUAUAACAAUACUGAUAAAUUCUUAGAAUCAGAAAUUAUCAAUACCACAGAAGAGUUUCGUAUAAAUACCAAAAUUCAAUGGUUCAAGUAUACGGUGGAAGAUUCCUCCAUCAAAAGUUGAACAAAUUUUUUAAUUAGAAACAAUAUUUUUAAGAAUUAAAAUGAAUGCAUUCCAUAAACUAUACAUUAAACUUGAUAGUUGAAAAAAAAUACAGAUAUCAAUUUAAACCUUUAAUUCAUAUUAUACACGGAAAAAAAAGAACUUAUGCUGCGACAGAAAAACCCCGUAACAUUUAAAAGUUCAGUCUUAUUGCAGCCACCGGAGUAGUCUUGAAUUCGUAAUAAGUAUAAUAAUAGUCAUACACUAAAAAAUUUUCAUGUAAACAUGGUCUCCAAGAACUUUACACGGCCGUGUAGUGUGAAAUAACGGCGUAAAGAAUCCUGGGUGUAAGUUAACAAUCCGUAUAAUUUUAACACAGUGUAAUCUACUUUUUGUAGACUAUUCCGUCUUACUCGUUAUAAAUGUGAUCAAUGAGCACAUGCAAAAAAAUGAAUUAUGAAGAUUAGUGAUUGAUAACUAAAAAUUUUGAAUAUGGUGACAAUCGAAUAUUACUUCAAACAAUAAUUUCAUGGUUUUAUUGA